AUUUCAGCCCUUGUAAGUAAGUUGCAACUUGGUGUAGUACCGAGGGUGGUGGUGGUGGUGGUGAUGUGUACAAAGCCAACACCAUUAUUAAACCCACAAAAGUUAGAACCGUGAUGUUUCCUGUUUGCACUGUGCAGCGGCAUCCUGCGGCGCUGUACAUGCGGGCAGACACCGAACACACGCUAUUAUCAAAAGACUUUUACAUUUUCCCAAGCGCCUGCUCGCAGAUGGGAGACAGACAGGGAAAUGGCUGUGCACGAACGUCUGUGAACGUCGCUCCCCACUUUCGCUCCCGAGGGGUCCUGCAGGUGCGUGUGUGCCCCUGCACACGCAAACCCCACUAGCGCCUGGACCAGGGUCCGUCCACAAUCCCCAUCUCUCUAAAGCGGUGGGGGUUGCUGGGCUAUCCUUCUCAACGCGACUCCCCGUCGGGCUCCCGGGACGCGGUCGGGCAGCAGCUGCACUGGAGUCAGGCAUGAGCUCGGUAAAACAGCUCUCCCCUGUUCCACAAGCACUGGGAGCUCGCUGACAGCACUCACCUGCCGGAAUCAGGCUGCGUCUGCUGCACCGAGCUUGCGAAAGCAGCGCGAAGAAGUAAACUUACCUGACACCAGCAGCGCGACUGGGAUAAGUCCAUCGACAGGGAGAGCGCAUUCGCUGUUUGAAAAUUGACUCUCCAGUCAAGCUCCACAUGUGUUUCUUAAAGUAGCCUCGAUCUCCCUAUGGACUGAACAGAAGUAUCACGAAAUGGCAUUGCUUGCUAGGAAUGCAGAGCCUGAGUUCAGCUCCUACUCCUUCAAUAACUUGGAAAACCUGUGUGAAGUCCAAACCAAGAAAGGAUUCUUCUACACAAAAGCCAAACUUCUGCACCCAGGGGAAGACCUGUGCUAUUUAGCCCGCCUGGAUGACCAGACAAGGUUUGUGAUCAUCAACGUAGGUGGUAUUAAAUACAAAGUUCCAUGGACCACCUUGGAGAACUGCCCCUUGACCAGGCUUGGGAAGCUAAAAUCUUGCAACAAUUAUGAUGAGAUCAUGAACAUCUGUGAUGAUUAUGAUGUUAGCUGCAAUGAAUUCUUUUUUGACCGUAAUCCUAGUGCCUUCAGGACAAUCAUGACUUUCCUGACAGCUGGGAAGCUGAGGCUUCUCAGGGAGAUGUGUGCUCUUUCUUUUCAGGAGGAGCUUGUGUACUGGGGGAUAGAAGAGGACCACCUGGAGUGGUGCUGUAAAAAGAGACUGCGACAGAAAGAGGAGGAGGCAGCUGAGGCCAGACUGUAUGAAGGGGAGCUGGUGUUUAGUGAAACUACGCAAUGUGCCUUCCAGGACAAUAGCCGAUUGAGUUUGUGCAUGCGAAAGCUCAGGGAUAUGGUGGAGAACCCCCACUCAGGGAUCCCAGGAAAGAUCUUUGCUUGUAUUUCAAUCUCUUUUGUUGCCAUCACUGCAGUCAGCCUCUGCAUCAGCACCAUGCCAGAUGUCAGAGAAGAAGAAGAUCGGGGUGAAUGCUCACAGAAGUGCUAUGACAUCUUUGUGCUGGAGACAGUGUGCGUGGCGUGGUUUUCAUUUGAGUUCCUGCUGCGAUCCAUCCAGGCAGAGAACAAGUGUGCUUUUCUGAAAACCCCACUCAACAUCAUCGACAUCCUGGCCAUCUUGCCCUUCUACAUCUCUCUCAUUGUGGAUACAGUCUCCACAAAAAACAGCAGCAAGCCCAGUGGGGGAGCUGGGAACAAGUACCUGGAAAGAGUGGGCUUGGUGCUGCGCUUCCUGCGGGCUCUGCGCAUCCUGUACGUGAUGAGGUUGGCACGGCACUCGCUGGGGCUGCAGACACUGGGGCUCACUGUGCGCCGGUGCACCAGGGAGUUCGGGCUGCUCCUGCUCUUCCUUUGCGUCGCCAUGGCCCUCUUCUCGCCGCUGGUGUACUUGGCUGAGAGUGAACUGGGAGCCAAGCAAGAAUUCACAAGCGUCCCCACCAGUUACUGGUGGGCUGUGAUCUCCAUGACCACGGUUGGCUAUGGGGACAUGGUGCCUCGUAGCAUCCCCGGACAGGUGGUAGCCCUGAGCAGUAUCUUGAGUGGGAUUUUGCUGAUGGCUUUCCCAGUCACGUCCAUCUUUCAUACCUUUUCCCGUUCCUACAUUGAGCUGAAGGAACAGCAGCAACGAGCAGCAAGCAGGCAGAUGCGCCAGCUAGAAGAGAACACUGAACUCCUACGUGGUAACAGUGCACAGGAGCUUGGUGUCACAUUUCCACCAACUGAUGCUGGGCAGGAGGGUCAGCCCGCAGGGGACCAGGAAGCCAAGAGAAGUUGCUGACUGAACAGCUUGAAGAUAUAUGUUGGCAGCACAAGAAGCAGUGGACAAGGAGGGUCAGUUCUACAAGAAAAACCUCCUGAACUGCAUAAAUGAAAUGAAGGCAGACACACACACAGAAGGUUGUCUCUAAAGACCAACUUUGGAUCUUAAGGGCCCUCUGAAAAGCAGCCCUGAAUCCCAACCAAGUACAGCUCUGCUCCAUUGCUUUCCAUAGGGCUUUUCUUUUCUAUUGAACAAGUGGUUUCAGCAAGCCCCAAGGAGCAGCCAUUGAACGUAGCCAGCCAGGAGAAUGUCCUGUGAAGCAGAGCCUGUGCCAUGUGCCAUUCGGUAGAUCAGCCAGCGUGACACCUCCUCCCUGCUCAGUGACACUCCACAUGCAAGAGGGUUAUGCCCCGUGCAAAGCAGGUUUGUUUCGGCAGCUCCGCCAAGGAGCACAAACCUCAGACAAACCAAGGUGUGAAGCCAGAGAAGGGCAGAAACAUCCCUUCAGCUUUCCCAGGGGCUUGGUUUCGUCUGUUUUACGGAUCAGGCAGCGCAGCCUUGGCCACCAGCUGGCAGCUGUGACUUGUGUGCUAGCACAGUAUGCAUUAUUUAGUAAAUACGCUUAUUUACCACCCUAAGCUUUGUAUCUUAGCCCCAUAGCAGAAAUCUACAUAGACAAUCUUCCAGACUAUGGUACUGAAUGUCAACGUGGGUUUUUUUCCCUUUGCUAACAGCUGAAUAUAACAAAUAUCUUUACAAAUCAUGCCAUCUCUCCACUUCCGUUAACUGUUUCCACCUCUCACGUAUAAAAACGAUGCGUUUAACAGACAACUAAACCUGAACUACAUGCAGCCCAAGCAGGGAAGGGUAGCCAAUGUUAAACCAGCAGUGAGUCCAAGCUCUGCAUACUCUUCCUCUGUGGUGAUGGCUGCGCUGACUGCAGUCAUGUACAAGCAGGAGUAGUCCAAACCCAGUGAAGUUAAAGAGAUGCCUUCAGUGGGUUCUGGUCCGAGCUGCAGGGUAGCAGCUGUGCUCUGUGUUAGGAGUAGUCUCUUUUUUUUUUUUUCCCUACUAAGAAAAAGACAAACCUGUCAUCUAAAAAUUAGAAUUAUUGUUCUGGCUUUUCUUCCUAAUUCUCCAAAGAUUUAAGUCAAUUUAAAGGGAAAAUGAAUCAUGGGGGCAUCAGCAUGCUUCUUUACUGAUGCCAGCCCCUUGAGCUCUCCUGAUGGAGCUGUGGAGCUGGUACAAGUCAGCAUGAUGUCUGGAUCUUUCACUGCUCCUACAGGUGGGAUAGGAUCAGAGGAUGGAGAGAAAUGGAACACAACUGCCUCUUGCACCUACACCACCAUUUAUAUUAAAGCCAUGCAGUGUCACCCGCCAUAACCUCCUCCUGCCAGGAAGAAAAAAAAGUUGAUGUACUGAAGAUGGGAUUUGUCUGGGUUUUUUUCCUCAGCAUAUGUUGUAAGACCAAUCCCACAUUAGCAAACUCCUGUAUUAAGCCAUUCCUUAUAGGAAUGGAGCAAGGGAAAAUAAAAGGUUACAUUUAUUUUAAUAAAAAUUAGAAGCUUUGCUGCUGAA
Molecule: messenger RNA, 3864 nt
Organism: Pezoporus flaviventris
Lineage: Eukaryota; Metazoa; Chordata; Aves; Psittaciformes; Psittacidae
Gene: KCNG2
Product: potassium voltage-gated channel modifier subfamily G member 2
Exons: 3
Coding region: 748-2304 (518 amino acids)
Biological process (GO): potassium ion transmembrane transport; protein homooligomerization
Cellular component (GO): voltage-gated potassium channel complex; membrane
Molecular function (GO): protein binding; voltage-gated potassium channel activity
Source: RefSeq, a predicted model, not a curated record